This is a messenger RNA of Panicum virgatum (switchgrass), 612 nucleotides long. Its product is annotated as 60S ribosomal protein L22-like. The record is from RefSeq and is a predicted model, not a curated record. Lineage: Eukaryota; Viridiplantae; Streptophyta; Magnoliopsida; Poales; Poaceae. The transcript has 2 exons. The coding region runs from base 1 to 612 and encodes 203 amino acids.
AUGGCCAGCGUGGCCGUCGUGAGCGCGGGCGCGUGCAUGGGAAGUCGGGCAGCAGGGCCGGCGCCAGGGUCCCCGAGAAAGGUGGAUCCGGUGGCCGGGGCAGCAGCAGCGCCCUGGGGCAGCCACGCGCCGGGGGAGGCAUCCUGCGCGGCAGCGCGCGCGGCAGCGAGGAAGGCAGCGGCCCGCACGGGGUCCCUGGGCGCGACGACCUGCGCGGCGUACGCGGCGGGCGCGACGGGGGAAUCCCUGCCGCAGCAGCGGCUGCAGCGCCCACCGCGCGCUGCAGGGCAGCAGUGGCGGCGGGCGUCCCCGGCCCCCGCGCCCCCCGCGCGCCGCAGGGCUUCAGCAGCGGUGGCGUCUGUGGCGGGAUCCGACAGUGGGGCCAGGACGAGCGCGGCAGAGGAGGCGGUAGCCGGCACAGCGGGUCUGGCGGUGGCUGUAGAGGCCCCCGCGUCCGCGGCCGCGACAAAGGCGGCGGCAGGAGGGCGCCAGGCGGCGGUGCCAGCACGGGAAGGAGCGGCCGGCCAGGCAGUGGCCGACCAGGCGGCGGAAACAAAGGAAGGAGACCAGGCGGCGGCCGCUGCAGAGGGGCCGGCGGGCACCGGCGGCUAG